UCUGCCUCCCUUGCUGCUUCCUGGCUCAGUCCUCUUUUUCCUGGCCCACCCCCGAGCCCCUCAGCCCUGCUCAUAGAUCCACCAGCUUUUAGGAAACUCGCACAUAAAGCAUUGGGCAGGAAAAGCCCAUCCCUGCAGAGACGUGGACCUGCCCGCUGCCUCCGUUCACGUUUGUCACAAACCAUCUCAACAAGCAACAUGGCAGCUUCCGGGCCUCUCCCAGGCAACCUCACUCCCGAGGGUCCUGGUCCCAACAGGGAGAUCAAGCUGCCCUGGCUGGGAUGACCUGCUCUGACGGAUGGGAGAGAGGGAGUGGACACCCGUGUCUUGCCUCAGGACUCAGGUGCUCUCCAGGAGUGAGAUACAGGCUCGAUUGUAAGUUAUAAAGUGAUGCUUCCCUGUGGGAAAAAGUGCUUCCAAUAUAGACUGUGGGACAAAGUCUGAAAGUCCACGGCCUCCCGUUUCCACCCCGUCUUGCCUGUGAGUCAGAGAGAAACAGUGCUAGCACGCAGUAUGCACCUGUCCAGAGGCUGGCUGUUUGAGGGGCACAGGUGUGCACGCCUGGGGAUGGCUAAGUGGAAGGUACAGGUCAGGAUUAUGAUCGUGCAGACAGCCACCCACUGGCAUGACAUCUGUGGCAUCCUGGGGCGGCCAUGGGGCUCUCAGGCCCUCUGCCUGCCCCACAGGCCAUACUCCUGCCCUGGGCACAGCUGUCCUCAGUGCUGGCCUCUGACCCAACAUAGCCCCGUCCCAGAAGGUGCUCCCAUCACUGGCUGCCAGCCUGGACCCGACCCAGGCCCCUCCCACCUGAGGCCCUGCCAGGAACUGCCCAGCCCGGACACAGAGGAGGUUCCCGGGUGGACGUAGGGAAGAGCCUCCCAUUGUCCCAGUGGAGGAAGCUGCCCCACGGGCUGAGGAUGAGUCACGGGUUCGAGGAAUCACAUGGCAAGGCUGUGGGCAGGGCUUUUAUCUGCCCUCCUCCUACAUAAGGCCCCCCAAGCCCACACUGCCUCAGCAUCCCUCUCGCUCAAGAGCUCAGAGCCACUCAAAGCUGCAGCCAUGCCAUGCCUCCUGCUCACCCUGGGCAUGGCCCUGGUCUGUAGUGUCCAGGCCACAGACAUCCCCCAGACCAAGCAGAACCUGGAGCUCCCAAAGACUCCACCCCGCCUGCACCGGUUGCCACGAGAGCCAUGGUUGGGGGGAACCCCGUGCAGCCCAAGGCCCCCUCAGUUGGCAGGGGCCUGGCACUCCACGGCCAUGGCCACCAACAACAUCUCCCUCAUGGUGACGGUGAAGUCUGCUCUGAGGGUCCACGUCACCUCGCUGUGGCCCACCCCCGAGGACCACCUGGAGAUCGUUCUGCACAGAUGGGAGAACAACAGCUGUGUUGAGAAGAAGGUCCUUGAAGAGAAGACUGAGAAUCCGAAGAAGUUCAAGAUCAACUAUAUGGGAGCGAAUGAGGCUAUGCUGCUUGAUACUGACUACGACAAUUUCCUGUUUCUCUGCCUAACGGAUACCACCACCCGCAUCCAGAGCUUGAUGUGCCAGUACCUGGCCAGAGUCCUGGUGGAGGACAACGAGAUCAUGAAGGGAUUCAUCAGAGCUUUCAGGCCCCUGCACAAGCGUCUGUGGUACUUGCUGGACUUGAGAAAGACGGAAGCCCUGGGACUGCUGUGUCCCCAGCUGUCUCUUCUCUCGCUGACGCCUCCACUGUCCGCUCUCCUCCCACAGAGCCGUGCCAUUUCUAGUAACCCAACAGCUCGCCUCCGCCUCCAGGAAGACCAGACCCCCACCCUUCCACACCUCCAGAGCAGUGGGAAUUCCUCCUGCCCUUUCAAAGAAUGUCCACACCUCAGAAGACAAUGGCGUGGUCAUCCGUGUCCCCAUCCCCUUCCUGCUGCACGCCUGCACCGCAGGCGUCGGGGGGCUGCUCCCUGGGGGCAGUCUCUGGCAGAGAUUAUUAAUAAAUCCAUGCAGCAUGUUCUGUCUGGACGCACAGUCACCACUGGGUGUGGGAUUCAGGGAUGAGGGUCCGGGGUGGGAGACGGGCCCAGGCCACCACCUGGCAGAGCCAGAGCUACUACAAACCCGGGGGCAGCUUCUAGUGGAGAAAAGACCUCAACUUUCUUAUCUACAAAAUAAAAGGGUCCACUUUCACAAAAUUUAUGAAAUGUCUAGAAAAAUACAACUUCCAUCAGAAUCGAUGAGCCCAGAGGAAAACUCAUAGUCUUUAAUAGUGAAAUGGAUUAGCAAGACAAAAUUAAAAUCAAUGAAUCUGUAAUGAGCUCUUGUUAGAAGAAAAAAAAAAAGCGUUAGAAUCAGGAAAGUAAGAAAAUAGAAUUAAGGAAGAUACAAGCAAAAAUGACAAAAUCAGAGAAACUUGUCAAAUUCAUGCACCUGUGCCCCCAAGGUGGGGAAGGGGUGGGCGUGGUGCGAUUUAGCUCACCUGUCAGAAA
Molecule: messenger RNA, 2456 nt
Organism: Cercocebus atys (sooty mangabey)
Lineage: Eukaryota; Metazoa; Chordata; Mammalia; Primates; Cercopithecidae
Gene: PAEP
Product: progestagen-associated endometrial protein
Exons: 9
Coding region: 943-2028 (361 amino acids)
Molecular function (GO): small molecule binding
Source: RefSeq, a predicted model, not a curated record